Molecule: messenger RNA, 945 nt
Organism: Closterium sp. Naga37s-1
Lineage: Eukaryota; Viridiplantae; Streptophyta; Zygnematophyceae; Desmidiales; Closteriaceae
Source: the annotation of a GenBank genome assembly
AUGAGCGGCGAGUACCCCCGUCCCGUCUCCGCGAAUGCAGCUGCUGGCACGAGUACAGGCAUGCGGGCGGCGGCAGAUGAGGCGGUGACGCGGGCGUGGGUGGGGGGGCUGCGAGUGCUAGUGGUGGACGACACGCCCGUCAACCUCCUCGUGGCCCGCCGCUCCCUCGCCCGCUGGGGGGCGCUUGUGACCACCGCCAACCACGGGCAACAAGCAGUGGACUUAAUCGCUGCUGGCUUGCAGGAGAGCUCCCUCGCCCGCUGGGGCGCCCGAGUCACCACCGCCCCCCGUGGGGAGCAGGCGGUUGAGAUGAUUGCUGCUGGUGUGGAGGGAGGAAGAGGGGAGGAGGAGGGGAGAGGGCAGCAGGAGGCGAGAGGGGAAGAAGCGGGUGCAGUGGUUGGAGAAAGGGAGCAGGAAGUAACAGGGGCAGUUGGUGAACUAGUGAGAGCAGGAGACGGAGGGGCAGGGGAGAUGGUUGACAGUAGGGGCAAGGGGAUGGCGGCUGGGGAGUUGGUUGGGAGCAUGGUUGGAAUGAUAGGGAUAGCAGAUAGUAGAGUUGGCUGUGGGGCGAGGGGAGCGAGAGAAAGGGGAGGGGAUGAAAGAGGAGGGAAUGAAGGAGGGCGUGCAUCAUCGUUGCAGCAUGGCUUCGACUUGGUUCUCAUGGACCUGCAGAUGCCGGGGAUGGACGGUUUCGCAGCGACAGAGGCGAUUCGAGCUCUGGAGAGGAAACUGAUUGCUGCUGCUGCUGUUGCUGCUGCUUCUUUGAGUGCCCAGCCUGUGCCUCUCAGGGUGCCCAUAGUGGCUCUGACGGCAGACGUGGAUCGCGGAGUGGUGCAGAGGUGUGCAGAGGGGGGGUUUGACGGUGUGCUGCAGAAGCCAGUGGAUGCCAACCUGCUCGCCGCCCACCUCUCCCAAAUAACCUUCCACCGCUCCCUCGGGCGGUAG